GGACAGUGUUAAAAGCACCCAGUAGCGAAUGUCGUAAUUGUACUCUCCCAUGGGAAGCUCGGAGAGAGAUUCUAGAGAGAAAAAGGGUUUCUGGAGAGAGAAGGACCAGACAGAGAACAAGAAAGAGAGAACUAGGGUUUCAAAGACUGAUAAAAGCUUGGAGAGAGAGCAAAGAAAGCGGAAAAGAAGAAGAAUGGGAAAUCCGAAGCAAAAAUGGACGGAGGAGGAGGAAGAAGCCCUUCUCGCCGGAGUGGCGAAGCACGGCCCGGGAAAGUGGACGAUCAUUAUCAAAGAUCCCGAUUUCGCGCACUUUCUCACUCACCGCACCAACGUUGACCUCAAGGAUAAAUGGAGAAAUUUAGGCCCAAGUAUCUCUAGUCGUGGCUCUAAAGAGAAAACAAGGGAUCCUAAGAUAGUGAACAUUCGAAGUUCUUCGAUUCGUGAAAAUGCAUCUCCUCAUGCUGCCAUGGAUGAUCCUUCAAACAGCACACUGGACGGGAAAAGUGCUUCACGGUAUAAUGCAAUGAUCUUUGAGGCUCUUUCAACAAUGAAAGACGUGAAUGGAUCUGAUUUUGUUGGCAUUCUUAACUUUAUUAAGCAAAGGCAUGACAUGGCCCUUCCACCAAAUUUCAGAAGAUUAAUGAGUACAAGGCUGAGAAGGCUUGUUUUGCAAGGCAAAGUUGAAAAGGUAAAAAAUGGCUACAAACUAAAGAAAGAGGCUCUGUUGGGGAGUAAAACACCUACCCCAAAACAAGAAGACAUCAGACCUCAACAACUGCAGAAUUUUGUGUUAACAACUUCCGUUAAAAAGCUGAAGGAAAUUUCUGAUACUGCUGCAUAUAAAGUAGCUGAUGCCGAAAACAAAUCAUUUUUGGCUGCUGAAGCAAUGAAGGAAGCUGAAAGAAUCUUAAAGAUGGCAGAAGAAACCGAGUCGAUCCUACACCUAGUGAUAGAGAUACAAGAACGAUGUUCACGGGGAGAAACCGUCCUUUUGACUUAGAUGGUCAAACUGUAAGUUAAAUUAACGGAAUCCUUGUAGCUUGUAGAAUAUGCUUGUAAAUUCACUGAUCCACUAGGACAAGUUUUGUUCUCCUUGUCGGGCAAAAAUGCAUUAGCAUUUCCUUUUUCUGCAGUAGAAGCCAUGUUUGAGAUCAUGGAUAGAUCAGGUUAAUGUACCCAAAAAAAAAAAAAAAAAAAAAAAACACAAGUUUCUGUGUCACUUAGCUUCAAAUAUAUCCUACUGGUUUUGACUUUUGGGAGGUUAAUGAAGCAGUUUUACGUAUUUUAU
Messenger RNA from Morus notabilis, 1288 nucleotides. RefSeq names its product telomere repeat-binding factor 4. The transcript has 6 exons. Gene Ontology annotation, cellular component: nucleosome. Lineage: Eukaryota; Viridiplantae; Streptophyta; Magnoliopsida; Rosales; Moraceae. The coding region runs from base 50 to 1000 and encodes 316 amino acids. The record is from RefSeq and is a predicted model, not a curated record. Gene Ontology annotation, biological process: nucleosome assembly. Gene Ontology annotation, molecular function: double-stranded telomeric DNA binding.